Messenger RNA from Syngnathus typhle (broad-nosed pipefish), 3184 nucleotides. Its product is annotated as rho-related GTP-binding protein Rho6-like. Lineage: Eukaryota; Metazoa; Chordata; Actinopteri; Syngnathiformes; Syngnathidae. The coding region runs from base 136 to 834 and encodes 232 amino acids. The record is from RefSeq and is a predicted model, not a curated record. Gene Ontology annotation, biological process: small GTPase-mediated signal transduction. Gene Ontology annotation, molecular function: GTPase activity; GTP binding. The transcript has 5 exons.
AUAAAAAUCCCGCAGUGGUCCGUUGACUUAUCACCGAGCAUCAGCCCGAAAAGAAGCCACCACCGCGUGGAUCUAGAACAUUGCCAGUUUCGACGCUGCCGAUUAAUCCCCCCCCAUCAUUGAUCCCCAACCAGCAUGAAGGAGAGACGCCUCCCGCAGCCCUUUGUAGCGCGCUGCAAAUUGGUGCUGGUUGGAGAUGUCCAAUGCGGUAAAACGGCCAUGCUUCAGGUCCUGGCUAAGGACUGCUACCCAGAGACGUACGUCCCGACUGUGUUUGAGAACUACACAGCCUCUAUGGAGCUUGACGGCCAGCGUGUUGAGCUCAGUCUUUGGGACACAUCAGGUUCCCCGUACUACAACAACGUUAGGCCCCUCUGCUACAGCGACUCCGAUGCAGUGCUGUUAUGCUUUGACAUCAGCAGACCAGACAGUGUAGACAACGCGCUGAAGAAGUGGAAAGCGGAGAUCCAGGAUUUUUGUCCUUGUACUCGGAUCCUGCUAAUAGGCUGCAAGACGGACCUGCGCACAGAUGUGUGCACACGGAUGGAGCUGUCCAAUCAGAAACAGACGCCAAUUUCCCACGAGCAGGGUUGUUCCUGGGCCAAGCAGCUCGGUGCCGAAGCGUACCUGGAGUGCUCAGCUUUCACGUCAGAGAAGAGCAUCCACAGCGUUUUCCGUGCGGCCGCCUUGGCCUGCAUGAACAAACUCCAACCGGCCGACAAGCCCAGCCCAGUUCGCCGUCUCUCCAAGAGACUCCUACACCUGCCCAGUAAGACGGAGAUUAUCUCCUCCACUUUCAACAAGGAGAAGUCAAAGAGCUGCACCAUCAUGUGAACACACAGUGGUUGCACAUGAGGACAAGUGACCUGCUGACGGUUCAUCACAGUGAUGUGGGUUUCUAAAUAGAAUAGACACUCCACCCCAAAUCCCCCCUGUCACUUGUCCUAAUACACUCUGACCAUUUGCCGCCGAGACAGAUCAACAAGCUCCAAUCCUUGCAAGGUUGGUGUAAGGGAGGUCAUGCAAGAUCUAAGUGGCGAGGGUGAUUGCUGCAUCACCUUAAUUAUCCCCCAUUUGGAAAUCUAAUAGCAGCGCCAUAACAAUCCAUCUGUCUGGAAGGCAACGAUAGCAACACAUUCGGUACACCUGCACAAUCGAGUGAAUAUGGAGCAAAAACGAGAGAGCUUGAUUCAUCUUGGUGAGCUUAGCUCUCUGCCAACCAAUCACGGCUCACCAGUUUUCUGAAGCUCAGCCGUGAUUGCUUGUGACAUGGGACCUGGCAACUGUGAUGUCAUUUUCAGUCGAGAACAAGUGGCAAAAUGGAUGCCCCCCCUGAGAGGGAUAAAAAAAAGUUGAAUGUUGCUGCUUAACUAAUAUUCCACAAACGCAAUGUUAAUCAGAGUCCCAUCUUUAGACGAGUGGGGUCACAUACAAGAUAUUAUUGUAAAGACGUUUUUUUGGGUUAACUUUCGCUUUAAAUGAAAUUUAUCCUUUGUAAGUGCAAAUAGCAUUUCCUUUACAAUACUGAACAAUGGCAUUGAAAUGUGGAACAAAUUCAGUUCGAUGAAUUAAAAUAUACAAGCAUAACAGACUCAGGCUCGGUUAAACAAAAAUUUAUUUACGAAACUACUACACGUUUGGCACAGAGAGAAUCACUGGUGCAACCUUGUUUUUAUUUUGUUUUAGGCGUGCCACAGAGUCUCGGUCUAAAACACACUAUACUGUCUCACUAGUCCGACCCCACGUGGUAUAACGCCAAACGAAUGAUCCAGAGUCCGACAAAGACAAUCAACAUUAUCUUGGAAAGGUCAAUGCGGCCCUAUGGAGCUCAUGUUGUGCAGGUGUAUCCAAUACUGUUACUUACAAAGGUUAAAUGCUGCUCUCCCCCUGAAUAUUAUGUAAGUGUUGUCAUUUUGCGACAUUCAUGCCUUCUCAUGUGUGUGGCACCGUGGCGCACAAAGAGCAAGAGUGCGAAAGCUCCCUCAACAGCGGUCCUUGAACGAUUGCUUCCCUUGCUACCCAUUUGCUGUUUUUCAUUCGGAUUAAAGCUGACAGCGGAGAAAGUAGCAGCAAGGCUAGCGGUUUUAGCAAGACGAGCGUCGAUUGGCAAAGGCGGUGGGAGGAUGUACUCAAGGGAUGAGAUGCGACUCAGCGCUCACGUGAGCCGUCCAGCGUCGUGGCAGCGAUAACUAUAGGCCUUGAUUUUAGUGGCGGGCGCGAGCACGUCAUCUCCAGACGCCCGCAAUCCACAUCCAAGCAACAUUCAUUAAACGUUCCUUUUGACAUAUAUUGUUUUUGAUUUCCACAUGAUCUUCGAACAAACUUGCCCUGUAGCUGGUUAUGCAACAUUUUUUUGCGUGUGUUGCCUUUUUAGCAUUAACACAAACGUCCUGAGCAGAUGCUGAUUUCCAAGGAGGGGGUGGAAGCAGAAUCACUCAAAUGGGCUGGUCCUGUUUGCAGAAAGACUUUUUCCACCUUUUUCUUUUCCAUUUUCCUUUUCAAGUUCCCGAAUAUGCAUUCCGAACAAAAAUAUAUCCUCGUAUUUCUCUUUACGGCUUGCUUUCUUGAGUGUUUUCACUAGCUGUCGCUGUUGUUGUAUUCACUGGAGUCUUCUGGCAUUAGCGUCGGUUGACAGCUAAGCUAAUGGAAGACUGGAUGAUUUGUAGGGCUGCACCAAGAAGACCGGAGUUGUCUGGUAAUGGAGAACACUGGAAUUUAACAUGUUGCCUAGCAACAGAGUGCAGGGUUCCUGCCUUGCGCAGAGAUAGAGGGAUGAUUCUGCGAGAGGGCGCAUCACCUUUCAUUUGUAGCAUUAGACCAAGCCACGGCAAAGGUGGCGUGGUCUCCUAUUAAAGAACACAAUUUGAAAGACGUCAAUCGGUAGCGCGCGAGAGAAGACAAAUGGAACAACUUCUCAAAUGCACCUUCAGCUCAAAUGAUAUUGUUUUAUUCCACAGCCGUUUCUAGAGCAUCCAGUUUCCUAAAACUAACUAUCUGUUUACUCCCUUGCUCUUUUUCCCUCCUCUACAUAUCUCCCCUUGCUUGUUUGAAAGAAUGUUUCAGUGAAGUUGACAAUGUCUUAAAUUAUUGACUGAAUUCUGUAUUUGUUAUUGCCAUACUCUAUUUUUCAUCUUCAAAUCUUUAUUUAAAUAAAAAUAUUUAAAAAAUCCCAUUUGGGCUCAAC